Molecule: messenger RNA, 201 nt
Organism: Helobdella robusta
Lineage: Eukaryota; Metazoa; Annelida; Clitellata; Rhynchobdellida; Glossiphoniidae
Exons: 1
Molecular function (GO): serine-type endopeptidase inhibitor activity
Source: RefSeq, a predicted model, not a curated record
AUGUUUUCCAGUGGUCAUGGCACUGCUGGUGCUGCUAGUGUAACAACGUGUAACUUACCCUCCGAGGUUGGUCCGUGCAGAGACAUUCAAGAAAGGUGGUACUUUGAUACGCAGAUGCAAAAAUGUCUGCCUUUUCAAUAUGGAGGUUGUGAAGGAAACGCAAACAAUUUUGCAACCAUGGAUGAAUGUUCUUCAAGUUGC